UCACAUCUACUCACAUAUUGGAAGGAGGAGGAGGAGGAGGAGGAGGAGGAGGAGGAGGAGGGAGCCUGCAGCUGGUGUUGCAGGUGCCGUCAUAAACGACAUGGCCACCGCGCGGUUCCCUGGGAAGAGUGCGGACGUGGAUGCCAACUGGACGGCUCUGGCUCUAGGCCGGCCGGUGUGUGUCAACGGGACCCCGUGGAUCCUCUACCUGUUGGAGGAGUGUGUGGAGAAUGUGUGGGAGUACUGCAGCGUGGUGAUCGGUCUCGUGUCCAUGUUCUGCUUCCUGCUGUCCACUCUGCCGCAGUUCUAUGAGGCCUAUCGGAACGGUAAAGUGGAAGAGGCCAUGUCUUUCGGCUUUCUCUUCUUCCUCUUCAGUGGAGAUUUGACCAGCUUUGCAGGCUGCUACCUCACCAGCCAGCUGCCCAUUCAGGUAGUCACGGUGGUGUUCUACAUCUUCACUGACCUGAUUCUCAUUUCCCAGUUUCUCUACUAUAAGAUCAAGAACAGCUCCAGCAGAAAAAGCCCUGUGUUGAAGUGGCUGUGCUUCAUGUGGUGUGGCGCUGCUACGUUAGUUCUCCUGGCUUUACCCAAACUCAUCGUAGACAAUAGUGCAUCUUUAGACACCCAGAGUCCAGCUACCUCUAAAUCGGUGGAAAUCACCGGCUACAUAUGUGGAUACCUAGCAUCUAUAUUCUACCUCAGCUCCCGUUUCCCCCAACUUUAUAAAAAUUUCCAGCGACAGUCUACGGAGGGCACCUCUUACCUGCUGUUUGCCCUGGCCAUGAUGGGCAAUGGGACAUAUGGGGUUAGCGUCAUCGUGGUGCUGCCUGCACUGAAGGGCUCCAAACAGACCUUCAUCAUCAAACAUCUGGCCUGGCUCAUCGGCAGCCUGGGAGUCCUCAUACUUGACUUCUUUGUGACCGCCCAGUUCAUCAUGUACAGGAAGAACCACUCGGCCAAAGGCAGCACGCUACUUAGCGUCCCAGAGGUGGAGCCUCUGCUGUGUGAGGAAGUGGAGCUGUCAGUGUUGUAGGACACUGAAUGGACGCCAGGGUGUCCCACGCACGUCAGGAAUGGACUGCUCAGUCCACGAUUUGUUUUUAGAUCCUUCUGUGGUGAUGAUUCACUCGUUCCACCGUCAGAGAACGGAGGAGACGUUGCAGAAGCAUUGUUCCAGCAGCCAUGUUGUGAUACCAGCAGGCAAUUCCAGCGCGCCUUUAUAGUCAUAAUUGUAUGCCGUUAAGAUGAUCAACUUUUGUGUGCUUUACUGUGGCAGCAGGACAGAAAAUGCCAACAGUACCAUUUUAGAGACAUUUCUGUCUGUUUCUCUCGAGGCAGGUGAGUAAGCAUCAGUGAAAUAUUUUACGGGCAUUUUUUAUACAUUUCCCCACUGGUAUUACUUGAUUUUUUUGUUUUGGAUGGAAUAACCGCAUUGUUUUUAUUGGCCAUUGGGGACCAAACACGCACAGAGGAGGUGCCAGACGUCUCUUAACAAACGCAAGCUUUAUGGAAGAAUGAAGUGCCUGUUAUAUUCACACAUUUUUGGACAGGGUAAUACACACUGCUGUGGAGGAUUGCAAUAUUAUGCAUGGUCAAUUUAUUACCUGAUUGGGUAUUCGAGUGCCAUAAAAUACAGAGUGUGUGUGAGCACAGUAACGGAGGAACCAACAGUGAUGGUUUUUCUGUGAACCUGGCAGAUUGUGUGAUUUUUAAGGUUUUUUUUUCUUCCUGGAUUUGUCAACGUUCUAGUUUGCCUGACAUUUAUUUAGCCAGAUGUAUUCGUAGCAGCAGGGGGGCGGGCCAUCCCUCCACCUGAAACACGCUCAUGUGUGUAAUGACCUAAUUUCUAUUUCAAAGGGAUUUUGUAUUUUAAUGCUUUCUUGUUCCAAGCUUUUUUUUUUCCUCGAGAAACACACUCGUGCCUUUAACAUAAAUUAAAUACAGUCUUAAUAUAAAUGUUCUAUAUAUAUAUAUAUAUAUAUAUAUAUAUAUAUAUAUAUAUAUAUAUAUA
Cyclopterus lumpus (lumpfish) is the source of this 2011-nucleotide messenger RNA. Its product is annotated as lysosomal amino acid transporter 1 homolog. The transcript has 7 exons. NCBI's taxonomy places the organism in Eukaryota, Metazoa, Chordata, Actinopteri, Perciformes, Cyclopteridae. The record is from RefSeq and is a predicted model, not a curated record. The coding region runs from base 101 to 1033 and encodes 310 amino acids.